AUGGCGGUGAAUGAUGCAAACACUGUGCAUAACAACAACAGAGAUGUAUCUAAUAUACAGACUCAAGAAACCACUCAAUCAGAGGAUCAGGGAUCUGAGAACUAUUCCUUAUGGAGUAAAUCUAUGAAGUUAGUUUGGCGUGGUAAAAACAAAUUAGGUUUUGUAUUUGGUACAUGUAAGAAAGAAAUGUAUGACUCUAGCCUUCAUGAACUUUGGGACAGAUGUGAUGCUAUAGUGCUAGCUUUGAUUGUAAAUACAGUGUCUAAAGAUUUGAUUAGUACUGUGAUUUAUGCUUCUAAUGCUUAUAAAGUCUGGGAGGACCUAAAGGAGAGGUUCAACAAGGUUAAUACAUCAACAACAUACCAUCUUCAUAGGGAGAUAGCAACCGUGACUCAAGGUGUUGACUCAGUAUCUGUAUAUUUUUCGAAAUUGAAAGCUCCAAGGGAUGAGUUUGAGGCCUUAAUGCCACCUCCUUCAUAUGCAUGCUCUGAAUCCAAAUAA
Messenger RNA from Lycium ferocissimum, 501 nucleotides. RefSeq lists its product as uncharacterized. The record is from RefSeq and is a predicted model, not a curated record. Bases 1 to 501 code for a protein of 166 amino acids. Lineage: Eukaryota; Viridiplantae; Streptophyta; Magnoliopsida; Solanales; Solanaceae. The transcript is spliced from 2 exons.